GUGACAACGAUAUUCAGCCACCGGUCUAAGAAAGGAAAAAACUUCCAACCACCAGAUAUUGGUAUAUUUGAGAAAUGGCAAACAUUCGAUGAAACUCCUUUGCUAAAGGAACAGUUUACUAGUGAUUAUUGUAUCGCAAGUAUUGUUUAUAGAGAAGGGGAUAUUGUAACUACUGAAGUUGCUAUGUCACGUGGAGAAAAAAAUCAAGAAGUGGAAACGAAAGAUGUACAAAAUUUUUGA
Molecule: messenger RNA, 240 nt
Organism: Acaulospora morrowiae
Lineage: Eukaryota; Fungi; Glomeromycota; Glomeromycetes; Diversisporales; Acaulosporaceae
Source: the annotation of a GenBank genome assembly